AGCAAUUCAUAAAUCGGGAAGUCGGCAGUGGUUGCAAUUCAAAGCAACGCAGCUUGUGUGUGUGUGUGUGUGUUUGUCUUUUAAGUGGUGUAGCGAUGGGCUGAAUCGAAAUACAUUGGGUUGAGUUUGUUUUUGUUUGUGACACCUUACAAUUUAUUGUCUGAUGUAUACAAACGAUUCGACACAGGGGUUUAAUAUGUCAUUAUCAUACGAGUAAUGAUGCAUUUGUGUUUAUUACAUGAUUUAACCAAGUCCUAUUUUUUGUGCUUACAAAGUGUAAAAUAUAUGCUUGACGUCUUCCCUCUUUGGUUGCAAGGUACUGCACAGAAAGUGCAAUGCAGCACCUAAAGCAUUGCCAAGGUCUUGCUCAGGUCUUCCUUAUCAGGAGUCAAAGUUCCAGACUUUCAAAAAGCAGUAUCCCAUCAUUGUCUGUGUGGGAUGGUCAUCUCUCUUCUCGCUGGAGGAGCACUGGUAGCCAUGGAAGGCAGAAAUACUUUAAUGACAGGCUGCCGAAGUUUAGAUUUGCUCUGGCCGGGCUGCUGGCAGGUACUGGAGCUGUUUUAGCCUAUAAGCUCCAGCAAGGCAAGGUUCAGUGGGCAGCUACCUCAGCCAAGUUACCAGUAACACAAACUUCAACUCUUCCUGUUUACACCCUAGAAGAAGUCACAAAACAUUGUUCCCUUGACAAUGGUGUGUGGGUCACUUAUAAAGGAGAUGUCUACGAUAUCACUGAAUUUGUGGCCAUGCAUCCUGGUGGCGACAAAAUACUUCUGGCUGCAGGUGGAGCUCUGGAACCUUACUGGGCAUUAUAUGCUGUUCAUCAACAAGACCAUGUUCUAGAAAUCCUUUCAGAGUACAAAAUUGGUGUUCUUAAUCCAGAGAGUUACAAGAAGCAAGAGAGUGCCAACCCUUUAGACCCUUACUCUGCUGAGCCAACACGUCACCCUGCUCUACAGAUCAACAGUCUGAAACCUUUCAAUGCCGAACCACCUGCAUCUUUACUUUCUGAUAAUUACAUCACCCCUUCAGUCGUGUUUUUUAAACGUAAUCAUCUUCCAGUUCCCAGGUUGGAUCCUGAAACGUACAGGUUGGAGAUCGAGGGUCUCCCUGGUGGAGUAGUAUCACUUAGUCUAAGUGAGCUAAAGUCUCGUUUUCCGAAACACACCAUUACAGCUACACUUCAGUGUGCUGGGAACCGUCGUUCUGAGAUGAACAAAGUCAAGCAAGUCAAAGGACUCAAUUGGGGCAUUGCCGCAAUAGGCAACGCUACAUGGUCAGGUGCACGUCUGCGGGAUGUACUGUUGUACUAUGGUUUUGGACCAGAGACGGCAGCAAAAGCUAAACAUGUCCAGUUUGAAGGGUUAGACCGGGAUGUGACAGGUACAGCAUAUGGUGCGUCUAUUCCACUGAACAAGGCUGUAAGUGAAGAAGGUGAUGUUCUUCUUGCAUAUGAGAUGAACGGGGAGGAUGUCCCACCAGACCAUGGUUACCCUGUUCGUGUACUUGUACCUGGAGUUGUUGGAGCCCGCAGUGUCAAAUGGUUGGGGAAAAUUGUUGUAAGUAAUGAAGAGAGUAAGAGCCACUGGCAGCAGAAUGAUUACAAAGGCUUUUCUCCAGGUACUGACUGGGACACUGUGGACUUCAAAUCAGCACCAGCCAUCCAGGAACUCCCCAUACAGUCAGCCAUCACUCAUCCAGCAGAGGGAACCUCAGUAGACCUCAGUGAUAAGGAAGUGACUGUGAAAGGCUACGCAUGGAGUGGGGGAGGAAGAGAGGUUGUCAGAGUGGAUGUUUCGAUAGAUGGUGGGAAAACGUGGCAUGUAGCCAGACUUUGCACCAGUGAUAAGGGACAGCACCCUGCUCCUCCUCCUCCACCUGGAAGAGCCUGGUCUUGGAAGCUAUGGGAGAUAGACAUACCUAUUCCUCAUAAGGCUCAGGAGCUGGAGAUUGUAUGCAAAGCAGUGGACAGUAGUUACAACACACAGCCAGACACUGUCGCUCCUAUCUGGAACUUACGAGGAGUGCUUAGUAAUGCGUGGCAUCGAGUAAAGGUAAAAGUGAGUGAGUGAGGGUUUGAAAGACCAAAAAUGAACUUAGGAAUACAUGACAGUAAAAAUGCACAGAAUUGUUGUAAUUUUCUUGGGUGCAAGUUGGGUUGUAACUUUGCAACUGUUUUGAGCUUGUGGGUUCUUGAAAGUAUUUGAAAUGAUUUUGAUUUUACCAACAAAACUAGGUCAUUACAUUUUAACAAGCAUAAAUAAAUAACUUGAAUGAUUCCUGAUGCUUAACACACAUACAUGGUCAAAGCUGACUGUACUAAACAAGAUAUUUGUUUGUCCAUUAUUCCAUUAUUCCUGUCAGUAAGUCUUAUAUGACAUGUAAACCAUUUGGUUUAAUAUCAUGUUUUGCUGUUCUUUUUUUUUUUUAUUUAAAUGUUUUUACAUCACUAACGGGAUUGGUAGGGUGAGAAAUCAUAUUAAAAUCUUUGUGAACUCUAUAACAAUGCUUGUUCAGCUUCAGCUGUGACGCAAAAAUAAAAGUAGCCCAUGUAUGUGCUAAAAUUAUGUUGCAAAUAUGGCUGUACAUGAGGAAAUGUCGUCAGUCACACAGUCAAGACGAUCUUAAUCCUAGAUUUGCAAACAUUUUAGUAUUAUAUUAAGUAAUUAUACUUUAUACCAUCACACGCUUUUUUGUAAGAGUUAAUGUAAGUAUGAAAGUAUGGACUUCUUAAAAUAUGUGUGAAAUUCUGAAUAAAAUUGACUUAGGUAAAUAAAGCUGUUUAAAAUUUAGAAUGACAAAAAAAAAUAAAGUGGUUGGGGACCGUUGUGUAGUGUGCCAAAAAUAGAAACGAAUGCAGAGCCAUACUUAAAAUGGAUAUACCGGACUCAAAUUCAGAGUAUUGCAGUGCCACAUCAUGACCAGUGUAAUAAUCUGUAAUUAUUUAGCGUUCAGUAAUAGGUGUGGACAUUGGUGUAAUAUAAAUGCAAUCCUUAAUGCAAUUUGCACUGUGAAUGUGGAUCACUACUCUGAAGUAAAUACUCAUCUUGUUUAUCUUAUUCUUUUGUGACACUAAGCAAAUUUCAAAAUGUAGUAUACUUUAUAUUAAAUGUUUAACUGCAGUAUGUCACUGGGUGAAAAGAGAAAAUAAGACCCUCAUAAAUAAAAUAAAAAUAUAUUCACUAGA
Messenger RNA from Labeo rohita (rohu), 3184 nucleotides. RefSeq names its product sulfite oxidase (gene suox). Gene Ontology annotation, molecular function: oxidoreductase activity; molybdenum ion binding; heme binding. Lineage: Eukaryota; Metazoa; Chordata; Actinopteri; Cypriniformes; Cyprinidae. The transcript has 4 exons. The record is from RefSeq and is a predicted model, not a curated record. Gene Ontology annotation, cellular component: mitochondrion. Bases 336 to 2069 code for a protein of 577 amino acids.